Eupeodes corollae is the source of this 1320-nucleotide messenger RNA. It is a transcript of the gene Efr, whose product is annotated as UDP-xylose and UDP-N-acetylglucosamine transporter. Gene Ontology annotation, cellular component: endoplasmic reticulum membrane; Golgi membrane. Lineage: Eukaryota; Metazoa; Arthropoda; Insecta; Diptera; Syrphidae. The coding region runs from base 202 to 1227 and encodes 341 amino acids. Gene Ontology annotation, biological process: transmembrane transport. Gene Ontology annotation, molecular function: UDP-N-acetylglucosamine transmembrane transporter activity; UDP-xylose transmembrane transporter activity. The record is from RefSeq and is a predicted model, not a curated record. The transcript has 6 exons.
AACCAAAAGAAUCUUUCAAUGAUUAUCAUUAAAUAUAACUAAAAAAAACCGUGCGGUUAUUCUUAUCUUAUGUAAUUUCACUAAACAACAGAACUAAAGAAAAAAUCAGAUAACUCAACAAUGAUUUGCAAAUUUUGACUUAAGUAGUCAAAGUAAGUUUUGUUUCAAGUGAAAUUGCAAAUUUUUUGAACUGUAGAAAAAAUGAACAGCAAAGCAGCACUUGCUAUUGGCCUGGUGUUCUUAGGAUGCUGCAGCAAUGUUGUGUUUCUGGAAUUCUUGGUCAAAACUGAUCCUGGUGCCGGUAAUCUUAUAACCUUCUUGCAAUUUCUAUUUAUUGCUGUUGAGGGUUUCAUAUUCACAGCGAAAUGGGGAACUCAGAAACCCAAAAUCGGAAUAAAGGAUUAUUCCAUUUUGGUUGCAAUGUUUUUUAUAACAAGUGUGUGUAAUAAUUAUGCAUUCGAUUUUAAUAUACCAAUGCCUUUGCAUAUGAUAUUUAGAGCGGGUUCUCUAAUAGCAAAUAUGAUAAUGGGGAUAUUAAUUUUGAAAAAACGUUAUGAUUUUUCAAAAUAUCUGUCAGUGUGUAUGAUAACAGCUGGAAUCAUAAUUUGUACAAUCGUUUCUGGAUCGAAUGUGAAAGAUACAAGUAACCCAGCUUUGAAGGAUGUUAAUCAACCGGAAAGUGAAUUUUCAGUACUCUUUUGGUGGUGUCUUGGUAUAACACUGUUGACUGUGGCCCUAUUUAUAUCUGCUCGUAUGGGAAUUUAUCAGGAAGUUUUGUACAAACGCUAUGGAAAAUAUCCUAAUGAAGCACUUUUUUACACGCAUCUUCUACCUCUUCCCGGUUUUAUACUGAUGUACGGAAAUAUUUGGGAACAUAUUGUUAUCAGUUCGAAUAGUACUCCAGUGGAAAUAUUUUCUGGAUUAAGCAUUCCGAUUACAUGGUUGUACCUCUUAGGAAAUGUCUUAACCCAAUAUCUUUGUAUUAGCUCAGUGUAUGUGCUAACAACAGAAUGUACAUCAUUAACUGUAACACUUGUUGUUACUCUGAGAAAAUUCGUAUCGUUAUUAUUUUCAAUUGUUUACUUCCAAAAUCCAUUUACAACCUCACAUUGGAUUGGAACACUUUUAGUAUUUGUUGGAACAAUCAUAUUUACAGAAGUGAUUCCAAAUUUGAGGUCAAAGGCACCAACAAGACCUAGCGAAUCAAAGAAACAAAAAUCAAAUUAAAAAAAAAAACAUAAAUAACAAAUUAAAAUUGCAGAAAUAAAAUGUUAAUUUAUAUACAGGAAAAGUAAACUCAACUUUUAAUAUAAACUCAAA